Mauremys reevesii (Reeves's turtle) is the source of this 880-nucleotide messenger RNA. RefSeq names its product A.superbus venom factor 1-like. The record is from RefSeq and is a predicted model, not a curated record. Gene Ontology annotation, molecular function: protein binding. Lineage: Eukaryota; Metazoa; Chordata; Testudines; Geoemydidae. The coding region runs from base 386 to 691 and encodes 101 amino acids. The transcript is spliced from 6 exons.
CUCCCCACGCGGCUCUGAGCGGGACGAAGCUCAGGCCCCUCCAGAGACGCGCUCCGAAGGACUGUAGGUAACCCGGAAGGGAGAAUCAUGAAGAGGAUGCUGCAGUUCCUGGAGUGAGGCGGGUCCGCAGGGUGAGAGGACAACAGGAGAGGCACCCCCUGAAGAGGGCGCACCAACUGGCAAAGCUAAUCCACAGGAUGGCCAGCAGGAGGUGCCGCUGUGAAAGCUGCUUCAUGCAGCAGAAGACAGAGGAUCCCAUCACUCUGAACAAGCGAAUGGAGGAAGCCUGUGAACCUGGAGUAGAUUAUGGGGAAAGGGCAAUACGCCGCAUUUAUUGAAGAUACAACAAUUAACAUAUGCAGUCAGUAGUUCUGACUACUACACCAUGAAAAUUUUGGAAAUCAUUAAAGCAGGGACUGAUGAAAAUCCGCAAGGAAAAACCCGCCAAUUCAUCAGUCACAUAAAAUGCAGGGAGUCUCUGAGGCUGGAGCGUAACAAAGACUACUUGAUCUGGGGACGCAGCACCGACUUGUGGCCCAGGGAAGCUGAGCUAUCCUACAUCAUUGGCAAGGACACCUGGAUCGAGAAGUGGCCCAACGAGGACGAAUGCCAGAAGCCGGAUUUCCAGAACCUCUGCCAGGAAUUCCUUGAGUUCUCUGAAGCCAUGACCAUGUUUGGCUGCCCAACCUAAACUUGGACCCAGCUUUCCCAGCAGCCCCAAGGGGACAGUUUGAGCUGAGAUGGAGCAUAACCCUCAGGUGGAGACAGCUCCACUCAGAGUCCCAAUGCUGCUGACACUCGCCGCUAGCCCUGUCCUCUUUGGGGGUUUCACUCUUUUUUUUUCUUAUUGUUUCUCUCUAUAUAAAAGGCUGAAUUCUUA